CCAAACUCUUUCCCCUUCUCUUUUUUCCCUCUACAACAAUGGUAGGCAUAAGUAUCCUUGGAAACAUGGAUCAUCUUUGGUUUCAUCAAAUUAUUUUGUUCCAAGAAUCCACUUCACAAGUUGUCACAAAAACCCUUGAACACCAGAACAAGCUUUUAAGUCCAUCACCAAGCAUUUGUGUAUCAUCUUUUCCUGAAGCAAAAGUUUCAAAAACUGUUUCACCGCUCCAAGAAAAUGUGAGCUUGGAGAAUUCAUCAAUGGAUGAUUCUAGUAAGGAAGAUUCAGUCAUCAAGGAAAUAAAAAGACCAAGGACAUUGAGUGUUGGGACAAGUAGGAGUCGGUCACCUUUUUCACCAUCAACACAGAGCCUGAGAGACUUGGAACUUGAAGAAGUAAAAGGGUUCAUGGAUCUUGCCUUCAUAUUCAAUAGAGAACACUUGAACCGACGAAUAAUGAGGGUAAUCCUCGGCCUUCAAAGAUUUGAAUUUCAUAAAAACAAUGAUACUAACAUAGAACAACCUAAGGAGGAUGAUGCAGAAGACGAUACUAAACAGAAGGAAGAGGAAGGAGGUGUAACGAGACUAUACUUAUCAGAAACUUGGCUAAUAAAGAGACCCAGUUCUCCUUUAUUGAAUCUGAAGUUUCCAAGGGAGUUGGCAACUUUUGAUAUGAAGAAAUAUCUCAGGUUCUGGGCUAGAACUAUUGCAUUGGAAAUUCAACAAGAAUCCUAAACCCCAAAAUUUUGCCAAGAAACAAACAGUCAAUCUUUGGGAAAGUUUUCCAGCAUCAAUUGUAAAUAGAGUCUUACUGUCAACAAAGAUGAGCUAAGGAGGUCUUUUUGUCACUUGUUCAAUAACUUUUUUGCGUUAGUUGAAAGUGAACAUUAUUGUCUUUCCUGUUUUGUUGAGUGAUAUACUAUGAAAGGGGAAGAGAUAAGGCAACAAAAAGAACGGAGGGAUCCUACCAUGUUGUGGGCUGUGAUACAUAUGAAAACCAGGAUGAUGGCUUCUUAGAGCAGCCAAGAGUGUCUUAUGACAGUUGACUCCAUCUUCGUGUGUUUUUAUCUCCAUUUGCUUUGAGGCUGCAUUUUCCAUUUGCUCUUCCAUUUUUUUUUUUUUUCCUUUUUGAAGUCAGAUGGUGAUGUUAUCUCAUAUGAACAGGCGUGUAUAAUCAUCUGACUUUGGAUAAUUACACAUGAAACAACACAGCAUUUUGUUCCCUAUGAAAUUUUUUUGUUCCUAUAUAUAGUUUUUGUUAAGUAUUAGUAUUUAAUUAAAAAAAAUUUCAGUU
This is a messenger RNA of Rubroshorea leprosula, 1290 nucleotides long. The record is from the annotation of a GenBank genome assembly. NCBI's taxonomy places the organism in Eukaryota, Viridiplantae, Streptophyta, Magnoliopsida, Malvales, Dipterocarpaceae.